AUGCUGAAUCGGUCUUUUCCUGUGAUUUCAUUCUUCGUGCUGGGAGGGUACGAGGAGGUGGGGACUCUGCGGUAUUUCUUCUUCUUGGCGGCUGUCACGUUCUACACUGUGAUUGUCAUCUCCAACCUGCUGCUGAUCCUGGUGAUCUGUGUGAACAGAACCCUUCAUGAACCCAUGUACCUGUUCCUGCUCAGCCUGUUUGUCAACGAGCUGUACGGCAGCAGCGGCCUGUUCCCGCUGCUCCUGGUCCAGGUCCUGUCGGACUCUCACACCGUGUCGGCGCCGCUCUGCUUCCUGCAGAUCUUCGUCAUCUACUCUUACGCUAACAUGGAGUUCCUGAACCUGGCCGUCAUGUCGUACGACCGCUACCUGGCCAUCUGCCGCCCGCUGCGGUACGGCCGCUUGAUGACGCCGGACAAGGUGCUGGCCUUCGUUCUGUCCUGCUGGUUGUACUCUGUCCUCAGGUGUGUGGUCACCAUCAGCCUGAACCUCCGCCUGCCGCUGUGUGGAAACGUCCUGAACAGCCUGUACUGUCAGAACUUCCUGAUCGUGAGGCUGACGUGUUCCGACAGCCGGGUCAACAACGUCCUUGGCCUGAUCGGCAUCGUGCUGUCCGUCGGGCUCCCGCUGCUCGCCAUCGUCAUCUCCUACGCCGAGAUCCUGAAGGUGUGUUUCGGCGGCUCGGAGCAGAUGAGGCAGAAGGCGCUGAGCACCUGCACGCCUCACCUGGUGUCGCUGCUCAACUUCUCCUUCGGCUGCUGCUUCGAGAUCCUGCAGAGCCGCUUCGACAUGAGCCACGUCCCUGGCUCGCUGCGCGUCCUGCUGUCGCUCUACUUCCUGCUCAUGCAGCCGCUGCUGACGCCCGUCCUCUACGGCAUGCAGAUGUCCAAAAUACGCAAGAUCUGUAAGAAUACCUUUCAGAUCAAAGUGUGGAAGUGA
Messenger RNA from Salarias fasciatus (jewelled blenny), 939 nucleotides. RefSeq names its product olfactory receptor 11A1-like. Gene Ontology annotation, biological process: G protein-coupled receptor signaling pathway; detection of chemical stimulus involved in sensory perception of smell. Gene Ontology annotation, cellular component: membrane. Gene Ontology annotation, molecular function: G protein-coupled receptor activity; olfactory receptor activity; odorant binding. The record is from RefSeq and is a predicted model, not a curated record. Bases 1 to 939 code for a protein of 312 amino acids. The transcript has a single exon. Lineage: Eukaryota; Metazoa; Chordata; Actinopteri; Blenniiformes; Blenniidae.